Messenger RNA from Zingiber officinale, 636 nucleotides. RefSeq lists its product as uncharacterized. The record is from RefSeq and is a predicted model, not a curated record. The transcript has a single exon. Bases 49 to 504 code for a protein of 151 amino acids. Gene Ontology annotation, cellular component: nucleus. NCBI's taxonomy places the organism in Eukaryota, Viridiplantae, Streptophyta, Magnoliopsida, Zingiberales, Zingiberaceae.
CGUCUUCUGCAAAUAACCAUCUCAUCGAUCUAUUCUAUUUCUACCGCCAUGAAACAGGAAGCAACGGGCAGAUCAGAGAGGUUUCCUUCGCUCGCGCCAUGCAAGCGUUCCCACAAGAAACCGCAGCAGCAGCGCAAGGUCAGAAUUGUGCACAUCUUCGCGCCGAAAGUCAUCGAGAUCGACACCGAGAACUUCCGCGGCCUCGUGCAGCGCCUCACCGGAAAGCCUACGGCGAGAUCAGCCAAAGGUAAGAAGAAGAGAGCGAGGCCGGCGUCGCCUCCACCCGCGUCGAACAGCACUACUACUACCACGACGACGACCACCACCGGGGAGUUAGUACUGUCGCACCAAGAGGCAGCGACCGCGGUGAAGGGCGAGCCGCCGGCGUUAGAAGAGCCAUGGAAGGAAGAGAGCUUUGGCGGCGGAUUGAUGGUGAGCGCGUUUGGGGAUUCCUGGGAGGGGAUAAUGUUUCAGGACUUCAGUGAGAUCUACCGUGAGUUGUGAUUCCAGAUUAAUUCUAUGCAUGCAUGGAUUUCUGAUCUAGGAAGAUUGCUGAUUAUACACACACGGUUGAGAAUUAAACUUAUAAAAGUUGUUGAUGAACAUAGCAUGAUGAAGUGAUAAUUAUUAAUGAGA